Messenger RNA from Sphaerodactylus townsendi, 634 nucleotides. RefSeq names its product NADH:ubiquinone oxidoreductase subunit B4 (gene NDUFB4). Gene Ontology annotation, cellular component: mitochondrion. The record is from RefSeq and is a predicted model, not a curated record. Bases 55 to 465 code for a protein of 136 amino acids. NCBI's taxonomy places the organism in Eukaryota, Metazoa, Chordata, Lepidosauria, Squamata, Sphaerodactylidae. The transcript is spliced from 3 exons.
GUCGUGUUUUCCAAAAGCAACCACGUGGGGCGGUGGGCGGGCGCCUGCGCAAAAAUGGCGUCCUCGUCGUCCUCUUCGGGGUCGAACUUCAGCUACCGGCCGGCUCCGUUGGCGCCGCUGCCUCCUACGUUGGACCCGGCCUACUACGACUCCUCGCCCGCCAAGCGCCGCGCCGAGGCCGAGCGCCUGGCCAUCCGCGCCCGCCUCAAGCACAAGUUCCUGCUGCAGCUCAACGACCCCCGCCGGACCCACCUCAUCGAUGACCCUGCCGUGACUCAGUGGACCUACGCCAAAGCGAACGUCUACCCUAACUUCCGAGUCAACAAGAAAACGUCCUUAUUGGGUGCCGUGUUUGCAGUCGGGCCCGUUUUUUUCUGGUGGUACGUCUUCAAAACGGAAAGAGAUUAUAAAGAGAAACUCAUCCAAGAAGGCAAGUAUGAGCGGCCCUUCCAUAUCGUCUACUGAGCUCCUGCGGACAGUGUGCUGGACUGCUGCCGACUGAACACUGUUGCACUUUUGCGCUCUCCGUGUAGCGGCGUUGGGCCUGUUGCAAGUAAACUUUCCUUGCUCAGGAGCCGGUUUCUCUCUUCUGUGUUCCAAGAAGUCAUCUACAAUAAACUACUUCUCAAAAAUA